CUGAGCAGAGCGCAGCAGAUCCACCCUCACGCACCGACAUCUGGACGUGGAAAGUGACUCCUGUGCCUCUGGAUCUGUUCUCCAUCCUCCUUCAAAGACUGUGGGAUGUUUUAAACCUGCAGCUGUGUGGACAUCCAGCAGGGAGAUGCAGCUUCACGCACGGCUGCGUCUGCGUCUUGAAGUGAAUUGGAGCUGAAAGUCAUGAUGUGAUUGUGCAGCAUCAGUUUCUGAAAUGAUUGAGACCAGCACUUCGACCAUGUCGGACAGAUCUGAAGCAGCUCACUGCACUGUGUGCUGCUGUACGAUGGCCAAUAAAAUCCUCAUGGUGGUCUUCAUGGUGCUGCUGAUCUUUGCGAUCUUGUUUGGGAACUUAGUGACUCUGGCCGUGAUUUUUGGGACCAAACAUUUCCACACAUCACAGGGUUACUUGAAGGCGUCGCUGGCUGUGGCUGACUUGGCGGUGGGGAUUUUUGUCGUGCCACUGUCGGUCUACGCUGAGGUGUAUUUGAUGGCGACUGACUCGGCACCGGAGUGGACCUCGUACAAUUCGCAGUCAGUCAGUUUCCAUCCAUGUAACAUCAUCGGUCCGAUCUUCGCAGGCUGCACUUUAGUCUCUAUCACAACCAUUUUCCUCCUGACGAUUGAAAGGAGCAUCGCUGUGUUGAGGCCUCUGCACAAAGACUCUGUGAUCACUCGGAAAAGGACCACCACCCUUAUUGUCCUAUCCUGGCUCGGGAGCUUCUUCUUAGCGGUGUCUCCCAUGGUUUUCAGUAGCGAGAUUGCUCUGGAGUACAACGCCUGCAGCCGGAUGUGUAACUACGCCCUGGGCACCAUCAGCGAGUUCCCCAGCCAGGCCUGGAACAUCCUCCUCCUCUUCCCGGCGUUCGACUUCACGCUGCUUGGAGGCACCGUGGUCAUUAACAUCAUCUCUCUGUCCAGCAUCAGGCAGCACUCGAGGCACAGGAAACACCUGGCAGAGACCGACUGUCAAAACACCACCAAACCAACGUUCUCCGACAUCAAAGCAGCCAAAACCAUCGGUGCGCUGACGGUGGCCUUCACCGCUUCCUUCACCCCCAUCGCUGUCUUUGUCGUCGGGAAUGUUCUGGGGAAUAAAUGGUGCAACUUUUCUUUUUUCGCCUUCUGGAUUUUGGCCACCAACAGCUGCUGGAAUGUCAUAAUUUACAGCGUGAGGGAUCAGAAAUUCAGACUGCGUGCACACAAGCUUCUCAUGCCAUUCCAGAGAGAAAACUCAAUCAAAACCUAAAACCUCAGAUGAUCAGGGACUAAGACUUUGAGUGAACUGAGCAAUGGCCCGUUGCACCAGCUAUACACAAGUUCUCUCUCAAGCUCAGAUGUACAGUAUUUAAUUUAACAAUAAAACUGUGUUGAUGUUUAGUUGUGGUGAACCUUACAUGUCUGUGAAAUCAAA
Sphaeramia orbicularis (orbiculate cardinalfish) is the source of this 1432-nucleotide messenger RNA. RefSeq names its product beta-2 adrenergic receptor. The transcript has 2 exons. The record is from RefSeq and is a predicted model, not a curated record. Gene Ontology annotation, molecular function: trace-amine receptor activity. Lineage: Eukaryota; Metazoa; Chordata; Actinopteri; Kurtiformes; Apogonidae. Gene Ontology annotation, cellular component: membrane. The coding region runs from base 233 to 1267 and encodes 344 amino acids. Gene Ontology annotation, biological process: G protein-coupled receptor signaling pathway.